UUACUAUAUCGCGCCACACGCGCGUCGUGAUCUGCGUACGCGCGCGUGAAACAUACACGCGCACCAUAUUACAUAUUUAUAUGCAUACACGGUGACCCGCGCGCGGAGAUAAUACAGUGUAAAUGGCGCUCUCGGCGCAGAACCAGUCGACGUCGUACGUGAACUUGUAUUAUUCGAUCGUCCAGCGUGCGGCGACGCGCUACUUUAAGGAAUAUUACAAUUCCGAUACUGGCGCGCCCUACGUAUUGUACAAAGAUAACAUGGAGAGACCCCAGGGUCAGUGGGGCCCGGGGCCGGGAUCUCUCCAGGACGGUGGACUGUACCCACAGCAGCAACAACAGCAGCAGCAGCAACAGGGUUCCUCCUCGUCGGGAAGCCCACAGCAGGCCUGUGGACCUCCAGUCGAGGGCGGUGAAAGCGGUCCCCCGCCCUCGUUAGCCUCGCCCGUGCCCUCACCAUAUCCCUCGGCGCCUCCCGAGCCUCAAUCCUUGACUCCGCCGGACGAUGACAUACAAUCGAGUCAAGCCACGUCCCAGCAGCAGCAGCAGCAGCAACAACAGCAACAACAAACGCAGCAGCAGGUCCAGCAACAGCAGCAGCAGCAGCAACAACAACAACAACAACAACAGCAACAGCAAGUUCAACAACAACCUCAGCAACAACAACAAACGCAACAGCAAGAUCACUCGCCGCAACAACAAUUGACUCCUCACGCAGAUGUGGAUCGCAGCGACUGCUUUCCCGGCGCCGGAGAGUUGCAGCAAUAUCCGCAGCAUUAUUUCAAAGAGGCCCGGCCGCACCCCUCACCGUCCGUGCCGCCACAUAUGCUCACGCCCGGCGGCUUCUCCGCGCUGCACUAUCUCAAGCAACCUGGAGUAAUGCUGACGUCUCUCGGUCAAGGCGACGGCGGGCCCGGUCUGGACGCGCAUCAAUACGCGAGUCCGGGCGCGCCGAAUAUGGCAACCGGGCUGCCUGACAUCGUGCAGCAGAGCGGCAAAUCGUCCAAGGCCGGCAACAGCGAUCUACGUCUGUUCAAGUGCUUGACCUGCGGCAAAGACUUUAAGCAGAAGUCGACUCUGCUGCAGCACGAGCGGAUUCACACAGACAGCCGGCCGUACGGGUGUCCAGAGUGCGGCAAGCGGUUCCGUCAACAAUCUCAUCUCACGCAGCAUCUGCGCAUACAUGCUAACGAGAAGCCGUACGCUUGUGUAUACUGCGAACGUACGUUCCGGCAGCGUGCCAUCCUCAACCAGCAUCUGCGCAUCCACUCGGGUGAGAAGCCAUACCAAUGUCCGGAGUGCGGAAAACACUUCCGUCAGAAGGCGAUCCUGAAUCAGCACGUCCGCACACACCAAGACGUAAGUCCGCACCUCAUCUUCAAGAACGGAAUGACGCCAACCCUCUGGCCACAGGAUGUUCCCUUUCCUCCCGAAGAGGGUAAAGAGGAGGUGGCGUCGACAUUCGGCGACACGGACACGCAGUCGGGCGCGUUCAGUCCGGCGCCGGACGCCAACUCCAUCCAGUAUCCGGCAUACUUCAAAGACCCAAAGGGCGGCAAUCACGCGGUCUUUGGCGCGGGUGGUUCGAGCAGCUUCGGUGCCUUGCAGUACAUCAAGCAGCAGGGUGGCACGAAGAGCUGUCUACCCGAUGUGAUACAGCACGGCCGCUCGGCUGGCAUGCCGUUGUACGUGCGUUGUCCGAUCUGUCAAAAAGAGUUUAAGCAGAAGUCCACGCUGCUGCAACACGGAUGCAUACACAUCGAGUCGCGGCCGUAUCCUUGCCCGGAGUGCGGCAAGCGGUUCCGACAACAGUCCCACCUUACGCAGCAUCUGCGCAUCCACACGAACGAGAAGCCGUACGGCUGCGUGUACUGUGGACGUAACUUCCGCCAGCGCACGAUCCUCAAUCAGCAUCUGCGUAUCCAUACCGGUGAGAAGCCUUACAAGUGCCAGCAGUGCGGCAAGGAUUUCCGUCAAAAGGCGAUCCUGGACCAGCACACGCGCACUCACCAGGGCGACCGACCGUUCUGUUGUCCGAUGCCCAACUGCAGGCGGCGCUUCGCCACCGAGCCCGAGGUGAAGAAGCACAUCGACAACCACAUGAACCCGCACGCGGCUAAAGUGCGCCGGAACUCGAGCAGUGACACGAAGCCGCCCGGUACGCCCGCGGGCUUGGGUCCGGUACCGGUGCCGCGCGGCCUCACGCCGACGGUCGUCAAGCCGGAGCUCUAUUUUCCGCAGUGCUACGCGCCCGCGUUCAACCAUCAGCCGCCGGUCUCCACCGCGCAAUUCCCUGGCGCCCAGGCGAAUGGCGUGUCCGUAACCGGCGAGUUCAAGCCACCGACCGGUCUGCCGCCGCAGUGACUAACCGUCCAUCCUGCCGCCUACUAGCAAGCAGGAAUCCCCGCGCUGAGGUUUCAGCGCUGUUUCGGUCCCGCCGGGUUGGAAGCCGACGCAACGUCGAACGCCAUCGCCGUCGCCGCCGCCGCGUCUCGAUGCGGCCAGCAGCCGAUCCAGCAACACUACCCGUGACAUUUAUCAUUGUGCAUUUACUAGAGUCUCCUUUAUUUUCGUCGUUUCACAACUCGCUCGCUCUUCUUGUUCCAUCGCUGCUUAGCAGAACCUCGGAACACACCCAGCUAGUCUUGAACUCGACGGUGAGAACGGUGUCGUCGCGCAUAUACCACAUAACGCGAAUAUCCGAGAAACAUCGCGAAAACGUGCACUACCCGGUCGCUACGUCUCUGAUUGACUGUCGGAUAAAAUUAUCUUCGAAAGAUAACCGCUUUUCUAUCCCUCUCUGAAUCGUAGCGCACCGGCUGUGAUGUAAAUAGAGAGAUAUAAAUUUCGAUGAUCGUUCGGGUACUUGUUUGACACGUGUCUUGGAUUUUCGCGUUGUUUAAGAAGCAGGAAGAUAUGCGACCGGGUCUCUCCUGUGACAUUCGUCGAAUAUGCUGUCACAUUUGGUGAAUGACGUCGCGGAAAGACGACAAUCCCAGUUAGAAUUGUCGCUACCGAGUAGCAAACGACGAUUCGAUUAUACUUGCUCAGGUAUUAGUCGAUGACACUUCAACUCAUAAUAAGUUCGUGACAUACAUUUUCUUCUUUAUUUUAUGAUGUACGGUACGCGAUCGCGACGCAACGUUUAUUACUUCCUCGCGACCGUCCGUUAUUUUUCGCUUUUCGUUAAAUUAAAUCGGUUCUUGAAGAAUCCCAAAUCAAUGCUUCGUUAUUGUUGACGCACACCGAUGAGUCUAGUUAAUUCGCUAGCACAUGGAAAUACCGAUUCUCGCUGCGAUCUACAUCUCCAGUCGUCGAUCUCGCACGAAGGACAAGUGACGUGAGGGGGACACAGAAAAGCUCGGAAAAGCGGCCGCCGCUCACCGUCGAGUUUCUCGCUAGCCAGACCAAGGUAAAGUAAUCAACGAAGAGUCUCGUCUAUUCCUCCGUACGUAUUUUUUAUAAUUAAUCGAUUACGACGUACCUUCUCGCGUUUCUUUCGUGGACAAGCGAAUAGCACGAGAGUUCGGGGCUUAUCCCGCGAGACGUAGGCGAAUUCAAAGAGAUUGACAAAGAGAGUUGUCGCGAAUCCCUCUGAAUCCGCCUAUCUUCUCCUCGCGGGAUGCGAGGUGCACGCGCCGCCCGGGGCGCUACCGCUCACCGUUCAAAAUGCCACGUAUCGCCAAACGGGUUGAAGAUGUUCGAUUUCGACCAGACUAAAACGAUUGUGAUACAAUAUUUAACUUGCCUAUGUUUUAAAAGUUUCGCGGGAGAGAAAGAGAAAAAGAAAGAGUGAGUGAGCGAGUAAGUGAGAGUGAGAACGAGAUAUAUAAUAUACAUAUUAUAUAUAUAGAGAAAGAUAUGUUGUGCUUCUUGAGAGGAGCGCUUACACGACCACGAGAAGAAUACCUGUAAAUAUGUAAAGUCGUUCACUUCAAACAAAAGAAGAAGGGGAGGAGGAAGAACGAGGAGGAAAACAAACGACGGAGAAAGGUGAAGUAUGCGAGCGCGUGCGAAUGAGACUGGGUGUGAAUGAGUCGAAAAAAUAAAAAGUAUGACGUGAGUGAGAUGGUAGGAGAAAAGACGACAUAGGGGGUUGGGACGGGAUGGCGGGGGAGGGGAGAUAUGACGAGCCAGAAAGGAGAAAGAUACGAGAGAUUAUAGGUAGAAUUUACGAGAACGACGCAUCCUCCCACUGUGCUGAGCCAUAGCUUUCGGUAGAUCGAGUCGUGAACGACGACGAAGAUGAUCCGCGAUAGUACGAAUAGGUGAAGAAACGGAAGAAGGGAGGGGAGGAUGCGAUUCUUGUAUACUAUAGUAAUAUUUGAAUGUAUAUUUAUACAGGUUAUAUUAUAUUCUAACUAUAUGACGAUAUUUUGAAUCGGUUUUAAAAUCAGAUUGGUGCUGAUAAAAGAAAACUAGGUAAGCGAGUACACGAAAAACAAGAGGAGGGAACGUGGAAGAAGGCUGAGACACAGUAGAAGUUAGCAUUUAAGUAGCGUAGACGAUAGCGUAGCUCAAAGUAAAGAAAAGACUUUGAAGGACCGCGCUCGCACGGGGUCCGCUCACAUCUCGAAGAAUUAUCAUCAUCACUCUUUAAAGAAAAGAGGGGCGAAAAAAGGAAAGGAAAAGAAAAAGAAAAACAAUUCGUGGCAAUACUUAAAUGAAGAGCAAAAAUGAAAGAGGAGAGGGGGAAGAAGGCUUCGACGUAUUAGAAAAUAAUCUUUUAAAAUUUCUAUAUUAAGACGUGUGUGAUCUCUCUAAUUAUUGUACAUUACGUAAUGAGUCUAAAACCUAGACGACGAGAUGCGUUAGUAUAAUUACGAUUACGUACGUAUUAGGUGUUCUACAGUUAGUCUUUUGUCAUUUAGAGACACAGAGAUCUGAAGAUGAUAAUUGCGCGGCCAUAUUCUCUGUGGCCUGUUCGUAGUGCCUCGGAAUUGCUGCUCGCGGCAGUGAUUUGAUCGUAUUUUUAGGAAGGUAUAUUAUACUAUAUUGAGGAACCGCAAUUAUAUUAUACUCUCCAAUAUACAAUAUUGAAAAUAAAGAAAAGGAAAGGGUUGGGAGGGGGGGGGAAAUCGCGUCGUGAGGCGUCGCGUUAAUAAAACGACUCAUUAAAUUAUUAUGACGAAAGAAAAUCUACUUAUAUAUAUCGCGAGGAUGAAAUGACGACGACGAUAUAAUCGUGGUGGUUGUUCACUGUUGUUUUUGUUGUUCUUAUUAUUUUUACUUUCCUUUCUCUCGUUCAUUACGUAAAACGCGAAAAUAUGAAGAAAAAGAUGGCGAAUAGGAAAAUAUUGAACGCCGGGAAUGGCGGGGUCUCUUCCGGUAGCCGUUCGUAAUAUUUAUGAGUAUUAUUAUUAACGUUGAGAUAAUUUUAACACUUACCUACGUGCCCUUUUUAGGAUAUCUCUUUAUCGUUCUUGCGGCAAAAAGAAGGAAAGCGCAAGCAUGGCAAACUUGCUUAGACAUUAACGCUCAUUUAACUUGGGUGAUACUCGAAACAUCGAUCCGUAUGCCUUCGUAUGUACACAUGCGUCUGCAACAAAAAUAUUCUUCUUACGUUCCGCAGAAACUUUUUGUAAUAGCAUUUUGGAUACGGUAAACAGUAAGGUCGUAUAAUCAAGCGCAGUGAACGAUAACGUGAAAUUGAGAUGAAAAUCAUAAGUAACAAAAUGGAGCAACUACACAAUUCAUGAGGUCUACUUUAAAUACGAAGUCGCAUUUAAAGAAACACUUGCAGAUUAUGGACUACUUCUUUCUUGCUCUAUACGAGCUCUUUAAUCGCCAUAAUAAUUGUUUUACAUAUUAAUGUUGAACUUUAGCGUUUACUGUAUUUAAAAUAUCGUUAAAGCUCAAUAUUCAUUAAAAAUUACAGCAGUCAUUUACGCAUAGACAUCGAAAGCUCAGCAUACGUUUCUCUAGAACUUUGAGAACUUUGGUUCGUUCUCGUCGACAAAAAUAUAAUUGAAAGAAAAAUAGCUGUUUAAUUUUUUCUAUUUUUUUUUAUUGCUAUAAACUUGACACUGAACGCGCUAUAAUCGUUUCUCAAUUGGAGAUUUAUCUCGAUAAUUUAUUUUUGCUGUAAACAUCUGGUCUUAUUUACAUAUUUCGCUCGUUAUCAAAGACAGAAUAUUUUUAUUGAUCGGAUAAAUGUCAAUGUCCAGGAUAUGUUCCUCGUCUUUCACGAAUAACAUAUUACAGUGAUUUACAUUAUUAUAAAAACCAGUAGAGAUCUGAAUAAAAACUGGAACUAUUUUACAGAUAACACAAUCAUAAAACACAUUUUUUAAAUUACAUUAUCUUCUUUUUUUUAUUUCCCGGGACAACUAAUGUUUUACUUCUUAAAAGUCUUUAAUCGUAUCUAUUUCGUAUACAUUUUGGCCGUAAAUUAAUUAAAGUUAAUCUAUUUUUCAUACUUUAUCUCUCUAGGAGACAGAAAAAAUUGAAAACAACUUAUAGCUUAAUUAACGAGUGCGCAGCACUGCAAUAAUGCUCGCGAUAAAAUUUACAACGUAAAUUAAAAAUUUUAAAUUAAAUGAAUAAAAUAAAAUAAUUUUUGCUCAAAACUUUCUAUAAUUUGUAAUACGUUGUAAUUAGUAGCCGGUUCUUGUACGCCCUUCUCCUUCGGUCCAAUUUAUGUCAAAUUGGAGAUCUCAACGACGGUCUCGUACAAUUCGAUCGGUAAAACUCGCCGCGGGGAACAUUGCGCGCAAACCGUGCGGUAAUGCUGAAAGAACAGCGCGCGAGGUAGGGAGUUUUUCUCGAAAAAGUAGAGACACCGCAAUAAAAGGGAAAAGAAGCAUGUUGACAACAUUUCGAACUUAUUCAUGUGCACGGCCGAUUGUACUUUAAAGGAAUCCGUGAUAACGAAAAUAACUGAUUAUACAAAGAUACACAUACACGUAAACAUAUUAACAUAACAGGUCAAGCUUAGAGGAAAAAAAAGAGGGGAAGAGGGAGAGACACGCGCACACACGUUUCCCGACGUGAUCUUUUUUCUCUCUAACGAGUUAAAACAUUAUAUAUCGAGAAGCGAAUUGGGUUUCAUCGCGAUUGAGAAUCGCGUAAACCGAAAAAUGCGAAAUACGAAAAAGAAAAUAAUAACUGUUGUAGACAAUGUGUAGAUAAAAAUAGAUAUUUGUUUUCUUUAUAUUAU
Messenger RNA from Temnothorax curvispinosus, 7158 nucleotides. Its product is annotated as myeloid zinc finger 1-like. Bases 123 to 2363 code for a protein of 746 amino acids. The transcript is spliced from 3 exons. Lineage: Eukaryota; Metazoa; Arthropoda; Insecta; Hymenoptera; Formicidae. The record is from RefSeq and is a predicted model, not a curated record.